Cucumis sativus (cucumber) is the source of this 1333-nucleotide messenger RNA. Its product is annotated as deoxyhypusine hydroxylase. Gene Ontology annotation, biological process: peptidyl-hypusine biosynthetic process. The record is from RefSeq and is a predicted model, not a curated record. The coding region runs from base 83 to 1045 and encodes 320 amino acids. Gene Ontology annotation, molecular function: deoxyhypusine monooxygenase activity. The transcript is spliced from 7 exons. NCBI's taxonomy places the organism in Eukaryota, Viridiplantae, Streptophyta, Magnoliopsida, Cucurbitales, Cucurbitaceae.
AUAUUCAGCUGCUCGAACGUUACGAUUUUCCUCUUCAAAGCUCUUCUACCAAUUUUCACUUCACUACGAAAGCUUCAAUUUCAUGGCCUCCGUCAAUGGCGACGGUGAUGUUUCCUCCUUUUCCUGUUCUUCCGAUAUGGAGAAGUUCCUCUGCGACCGCUUGAACGACCCCUCUUUCCCCAUUGCAGAGCGCUUCCGAGCCCUCUUCUCCCUCCGCAACCUCAAAGGCCCCGCCCCUCGCAAUGCUCUCAUUCUUGCAACUAGAGAUUCUUCCAAUUUGUUGGCUCAUGAGGCUGCAUUUGCAUUGGGUCAAAUGCAAGAUGCAGAUGCCAUCCCGGCUUUGGUGGCGGUUCUUAAUGAUCUUUCUUUGCACCCCAUUGUUCGGCAUGAGGCAGCAGAAGCACUAGGAGCUAUUGGCUUAGAGAGUAAUAUUCCAUUUUUAGAAAAGAGUUUGGCUUUAGAUCCUGCUCAAGAGGUUAAAGAGACAUGUGAAUUGGCUCUUAGGCGAAUAGAGCAACUGAAAGAUUCUGGUAAUGAAGAUGAAUCAUCUAAAGUUGAAAAGUCACCAUUUUUGUCUGUUGAUCCAGCCGCACCAGCUUCUUCCAGUGCCUCUGUAGGUCAACUGAGGGAAAUUCUUCUGGAUGAAGAUAAAGACAUGUAUGAGCGGUAUGCAGCACUUUUUACUUUACGAAACAAUGGCAAUGAUGAAGCUUUAACUGCGAUCAUUGACUCUUUAAGCUCCACUAGUGCUCUGCUAAAGCAUGAGGUUGCUUAUGUAUUGGGCCAAUUGCAAAAGAAAGCAGCUUCAGAUGCUCUCUCUGAUAUACUUGAAGAUGUUAAAGAGCAUCCAAUGGUUAGACAUGAGGCUGCAGAAGCUCUUGGCUCCAUUGCUGAUGAAAAAAGCAUAGCACUCCUCAAGGAGUUUUCAAAGGAUCCUGAGCCUAUAGUCUCGCAGAGUUGUGAGGUUGCUCUAAGCAUGCUGGAAUACGAAAGAUUGGGAAAAUCAUUUGAGUUCCUAUUCAUGCAAUCUCCCCAAGUGCAAUAAGUUGCAACAACAGCAAGUAGCAUCAAUUGGCAAGGUUAGAAGCAGCCUCAUCUCCUUUUUGUCUGCUUAUAUAGGUACUUGGAAUCUGAAAGCAUGUUAUUUACUGGAGAUCAGCCAGAUUGGAACAAUACAUACAGUAAUUAGCUGUGUCUAUUAUUCCAUUUAGGGGAUAUAUGUCAUAUAUUUAUAUAUAUAUUUCCCAACCGGAAUGAAAAGGAACAGAAAUUUUACUCAAAACCAUAGAAAACUAUAUAUUUUUAAACACGUCAUUAGGUUUUACUUCUUCUU